UAUACUUGCAAAAUUGCUAGGGUUUUUUUAAUUAAAAUAAAAUUGAUAGGUUAAUGUCAAAUAAAUACAGAAGCACAAGCAGUCGUUUUUUGAAAAAAAUUUUGUAGUACACUGUGAUGAGACCCGGUUUUUUGAAGAUUUCCCCUCUGUGCUUCACUUUUUACAGAGUCGUACGUAUUCAAAUAAACUUUGACAGCAAGUUUACUUGGAAAUGAGAUUAGGAAUAACACGGUGUGGUCACAUGUGUAAGAAGAUAAACGCCAAUAUUCUUGAACCAAAACGGCUGUUGCGACCUCUUGAAGCCUAUGUCCUUUUGCCAGAUCGACUGUGUAACGUGAGGCCAGAUGAAGCUCUGUCACCAUUUACGCCAUGCAUGGUAGACCUGAUUACUACAGCCCUUAAAUGUUGUGGAACUGUUGGUGACACCGCACUUGUCCCAGUUAGCUGGAUGAAGCUAAAACUUGACCCAGACAAAAUGAUCUCUGUAGUCGCAGCUGUGAUCCCAUCCCUUAACGGGCAACCCUGCUACCACAUACUGAAGACACCGGGUGCUGAUAGGAGAUCAAACAAGAGAGACUUGCACAUCUUCGAGACGAUUGCCUGCGUCGCUGAAUGGGACUGUGAAAAACUCCUCAACCUUCAGGUGGUUAUAAUUCUACCUUGGCCGGAUCCCUCCGUUGAUGUAUUUGACAAGUCAAUUUAUUCAUUACCCACUGCUCACAAAAUAAAUAAGGCCAUAUUGGAAGGCGGUCCUGUCACAGUUGGAGGCCAUCAAUCUUUGUAUCGAAAGUACUACUUUGAUUUAAACCAAGUCUGUGCUUGGAACUGUCAAGUACUGUGUGUUUCAGACUGGUUCGCACAAUCGACGGCUGAGCUAACGAUCGCCCUACUGGCUUGCUUAAACAGUGGCAUUUUAAAAGUUCAGUGCAUCGACUUUGCGGCACUUGCGGCGGCCUUGCGCUAUGGAAGUAUUCGUGGAGCCGCAAUCACUACACCAACUGUUUGGACAACGCAGUUGACAGAACUAGAUGAGCUACGCAAUCUCCCUAAUACCUUUGUUCUUCCACCGUCCACCAGCUCUGCUUGUACACCCAGAGAAAUUCGGCAAAAUUUGGCUCAUCACGUUGUGGAACUCAUCGCUGAAUCACUAUACUAUGACAAUGGGAAACAAUUAAAGGAUGUUUCACAGGAUCCAAGACCUUUGGUAAAAAUCCGAAAGAUUCCUGUGCCAAUUCUGACUUCAAACAAUAACCUAUCAGACAGCAGAAAUGAAUCUCCUAUGGAUAAAUACGCACAAACAUUACUGCGAGUCUUACAGAAACUUCCGUUGAACCGGCUGGGAGCUAUACUUCAUAAACACUGGAAACUCAUCUCCGAUGGAGUCAAAGUGCAUUAGAGUCAGGAACCGUAUGUUCUGAACGUAUCAGUUUCAGCAAAGCCUACCCCAACAAUACUGUACAUUGGCACAAAACUCACUUCAAAACAAAGAAUUGUGCAAAAUAAUAAUUUCUUACAGUAUUGGCUACAUUGGGGACUGCUUGAACCUCUAGUUUUAUCAUUCUCGUGGAUAUUGUUAGUUACUCGCUUUAUAGAUUCGGAUAGUUUUAAUCUUUGGUAUUGCCGAUAUCAACUCCGUUUCUCCGGAAAAAUUCACUUUCAACUAGCAUGAUUCUUGCGUGUGAUCUGUUUCUCGGAUCAAACUGGUUGCCCAGGCGAUGUCCGUAUUCUGAAGAUGAAAGCGAUGGAACUGCUUUGGUUGCUUCCUGAAAGCAGAAAAGACAAUUUUAAGCAGUCUAUCAAUGCUAUCCUAAGAAUUCAUUUAAUUUGGCGUUUUAUCUUUGCAAAACACAAUAAACUUCGGGCGGCAGGUGUCGGCAAAACGAUAUAUUUCACCUGUUUACUGAACUGAUUCUAAAAAUGCUGGUGAC
Opisthorchis viverrini is the source of this 1928-nucleotide messenger RNA. RefSeq lists its product as hypothetical. The transcript has 3 exons. The record is from RefSeq and is a predicted model, not a curated record. NCBI's taxonomy places the organism in Eukaryota, Metazoa, Platyhelminthes, Trematoda, Opisthorchiida, Opisthorchiidae. Bases 212 to 1396 code for a protein of 394 amino acids.